AUGAGUUCUGCCUUUUUCCGCAGACCUACCGACGAUAGCUCCAGCUCUGACAGCGAUAGGUCAGGGGAGGAUGAGGCCCCAUCACAUCAAGUCAUCGAAAGCAUUGAGGAAGGCCAGACCAUUAUCACUGAAUCACUGUCCAGUCAUGGCAGUAUCUCCUUCGCAGAUGAGGUGGAUGCCCCGACAAGUGCCUUAUCCAACGUCGACCAGCACCGGACAAACCUUCUCAAUGCACUGCUCGAAGAUUUUGCCAGGAGCAGAGCUUGCGAGAUCCUGAACAAUGCAAGGCCAGGAUCCGGAUUCACCAGAACAUCGGCGGAAGUCCAGCCAUUAGCGGACAAGCUCUACGAACAACUCAGUCAAUCGUUAUCACUAACUGGCAUCAUACCGACCACCAACGGAAGGGACAACGAGCAGACAAGAGCGGCCUACUUGGCGGGCAUCGAGAGUGUUGCACUCGGAGGCGUUCAGAAUCAUGAUCUCCUCCAUGGGUCAACUCGACCAUUGCUCGAACAUCAAGUUUCACCGAGCAACGUCAACAAUCAGCCACAAUCUCUCGUUUCCAACUUGCUCGCAUCAGACCUGAUCAACUUAUCUCUGCACAGCCCGACUCAUAUCUCGCCGUACACUGAUCUAGUCCUAUCUACGCCGACGUCCCAUCGCAGCCACUACGAGUCCAGCUUCCAGCAACUAAGAUUACUCGGAAAAGGAGGCUUUGGUAGAGUAUACCAUGCUUACAACGUAUUUGACAAAAAGGAAUACGCCGUCAAGAAGAUUCCUUUAAGCCCUCGGUUGUCGCAGCGAUACAGGGAAUCGGGACAUCAAGAGUUGGAAAACAUACUCCGAGAAGUUCAGGCCCUGGCACAGCUCGAGCACAACAACGUUGUCCGUUACCAUGCAACAUGGAUAGAAGAGCCGAGAGGGACAUCUGCAAUAGCACCCCAGAUGACCAAACAAAGCCCCACAUUUCAGGGCAGGAGACUCAUUGCCGAUCGGCCGAGACAUUCGCGACCAGUUGAUCGAAAUGUCGCGACCCAACGACAGUUCUUGGAACACGGCGAUGGUAUCAUUUUCGGUUUCGACAGUAGACCGAACACUCCUGCUCAGGACGUGGAGAGUGUCGCCAACCCAACGCAAUCCGUCAGUGAGACUAAUCAUGACCAAUCCUCCGCACGGGCUUCCGAGAUUUUUACAGAUGGCAACGCAAGGGCCAGCGCUUCACACGAUCCAGCCAUGGAUGAAUCCGUGUAUGUACUGCAUGUGCAGAUGUCAGUAUAUCCCAUGACUCUCGCACAGUAUCUGGCACCAGCGCCAGCCAACGCCAGAAGUGCACCCAGCAACCCCAUCCGCAGACACUGUUUUCACCUGGUUCCCGCUCUACGAUUGCUCAUGGGCAUUUUGUGCGGCUUGCAGUAUAUCCAUGCAAAAGGACUGAUACAUCGCGACAUCAAACCAUCCAAUAUUUUCAUCUCUGGCUUGAGCUUUCCCACGGUCGGGUUGGUCUCGGACGGAUAUUACAAUGUAGGAUCCUGCUUCGGCUGCAAAGAUUACAGUGAAUAUUACGUCAAUCCCCGAAUUGGUGAUUUCGGACUUGUUGCACAGUUGGCUAAAGAAGACGGCCUCGAGACAAACAGAGAUGGCAGCGGAAAGACCAACAGGAUGGUUGGGACAGAAUACUAUCGACCUCCGCCCUGGGCUGAUUCCACAGGCAAAGCAAAGGCCAACGCACAAGUGGACGAGAAGAUUGAUGUAUUUGCGCUUGGUGUCAUUUUUGUCGAACUAUUGUGGCCCUGUUUGACCAGUACAGAACGGAUGCAUGUAUUGCGUGACUUACAAAAAGGCCGGACUCCAACUGGCCUUGCUGAAAAGAUCGACAAUGAAGGACACGAAAUAGGUACAGGUGAAAUGGUUGUUCAAUGCGUAUCCGGAAUGAUCGAACGAGACCCCCGGCGCCGAUGGGGAUGCGAGGACGUUAAGCAAUGGCUGGAUAAGGUAUUGACCAGAGCCAAGACGUUGGUCAAGCAUGAUGGAAACGGAGGCAUUAGUGGUACUCAGGGCGUCGACAUGAGGAAAGUUCACAGUCUGAGUGAAGCAGAUGGAGAAGCAGAGGAAUUGUUACUGAGUCGAGAAGGUGGAACUGCUCCCGGCGAUGACCGUGCCUCAUAA
Molecule: messenger RNA, 2166 nt
Organism: Fonsecaea nubica
Lineage: Eukaryota; Fungi; Ascomycota; Eurotiomycetes; Chaetothyriales; Herpotrichiellaceae
Exons: 1
Coding region: 1-2166 (721 amino acids)
Biological process (GO): protein phosphorylation
Molecular function (GO): ATP binding; protein kinase activity
Source: RefSeq, a predicted model, not a curated record